AUGCCACAAGCAAUCCUUUACCCAGUCAAAAACACUUUGCGAAAAGAGAGUCACCGCACAGGGGCCGCAGCAUAUGCGAAGGCUGUUCGGCGAUACAACUUCAAGACUGGCAUCUUUGAAGGCAAUAAGGGUCGUGUCUUGGCGAUUAAGGAGGAUGGUUCUGACCACGAGGUCCCUGCCGAAAGCAUAGCUCACGAUUUGGAAUAUGUAGUUCCGGUGACCAUCGGAACCCCGGGAGUCACACUUAUGUUGGAUUUCGAUACCGGAUCGUCGGACCUAUGGGUUUGGUCAAGUGACCUCAAAGCUAGCCAACCGACCGCGUCGGGCCAUGCGAUAUAUGAUCCUAAGAAGUCGAGCACUGCUCAAGAGGUCUCGGGCGGAACUUGGAAAAUUUCUUAUGGAGAUGGAUCCUCCGCUAGCGGUGUCAUUUACAGAGAUGAUAUUCGAAUUGGGGACCUCCACUGCUCUGAACAAGGAAUUGAGGUUGCUCAAAAACUUUCGAGCGCUUUCCUUAACGGUGAAGGCUCUGAUGGGCUUUUGGGGCUUGCGUGGCCUCAAAUCAAUACGGCCAACCCUCAGCAGAAGACUCCGAUGCAAAACAUGAUUGAGAAAAGCAUCACCGACCAGGGAUUGUUCACAGUCUGCUUGAAGCACGAUACUGAAGGCAAAGGCUUUUACUCAUUCGGAACCAUUUGCGCCAAAGAAGCCGGCGUCUCGGAGAAAGACAUCGUCUAUGCACCAAUUGACAACAAACAGGGAUUCUGGGCCUUUGAGUCACAGAAGGCGAAGAUAGGCGAAGAUGAGAUCGAAUUAUCUGGGAACGUCGCGAUAGCAGACACCGGAACGACGCUCGCGUUGGUUUCUGAGGCCGUCACGACUGCUCUUUACAAAAAGAUUCCGGGUGCCGUCCUGGACAGAAGUCAGGGUGGCUACGUGUACCCUGUCGAUGCUGAGGUACCCGAUGUCCAACUGGCCGUCGGUGACAAAAUGUACACGAUCCCAGGGAAAUCUUUGGCCUACGGCCUCCCAGAAAAGGGAAUGGUAUUUGGCGGUAUUCAAUCACGUGGAAACAACCCAUUUGAUAUUCUGGGUGACACCUUCUUGAAAAGUGUUUACGUCGUUUUUGACCAGAAGAAUGUCCGCAUCGGAUUCGCUCAAAGAACCGCCGGUCAGUGA
Puccinia triticina is the source of this 1176-nucleotide messenger RNA. RefSeq lists its product as uncharacterized. Gene Ontology annotation, molecular function: aspartic-type endopeptidase activity. The transcript is spliced from 6 exons. NCBI's taxonomy places the organism in Eukaryota, Fungi, Basidiomycota, Pucciniomycetes, Pucciniales, Pucciniaceae. Bases 1 to 1176 code for a protein of 391 amino acids. The record is from RefSeq and is a predicted model, not a curated record. Gene Ontology annotation, biological process: proteolysis.